Messenger RNA from Halteromyces radiatus, 339 nucleotides. RefSeq lists its product as uncharacterized. The annotation marks the transcript as partial. The record is from RefSeq and is a predicted model, not a curated record. Lineage: Eukaryota; Fungi; Mucoromycota; Mucoromycetes; Mucorales; Cunninghamellaceae. The transcript has a single exon.
GGUCGUAUCACAUGUCCACCUGGCAAAAUAUGUAGGAAUGAAAGGUGUGUAGAUCCACCCACAUGUGCCGAACGCGGGGAACGGUGUGAUCAGAAGGCGUGCUGUGGCGGCCAUUGCCAUCAACGACUAUACAGCGAUCAUCCCACCUGUGUGUAUAAUGCUUUCAGUGGAGAAGAUUGUUCCAGCGGUAUUCCUUGUGAGGGUACGUCGCAAUGCAUUCACGGACGAUGCUCGCUCCAACGAAAAGCCAAUUGUGAUUUUGAUGGCGCCGUAUGCCCUCAUGGAUCGAGUUGUCAAUAUGCGAGAUCUUCUGAAGCAGGCACGCAUAAAAUAUACAUG